CCGGUGCCGUGCAAGUUACAAUGUUAUUCACUGGUUUAAUGAUAAUGACCCCCAUCCCUACCCGAGCCAACCACCCACUUCCGGUGAAUGUUUGGGAAAGUGAAGGAAAACCAUUUCCAAGCGAGUCUGUUUACGGUAGUCAACUGUGAUAGCUGUUUUCUGUAUCAACUUCAUAAUUACAGUCGAACUAGUCCGGGGCUCAAUCAAUCUACGAACAUGGCGAAGCAAUUCCUACAGAAGGGAACAGACGAACGAGAAAAGGUCAACAAGGUGGUGAGGUUCAAGAAUAUAGCGGAGACCUACAUUCCAACGAAAACUAAAUGGGGAUUCCUGAAAGGUCAUUUCAAACUACCGAAGCGAGCUACCCGAGACCGCUGGAUACACGACGAAACAUUUCACGAUGCCGUGGCCGGCCUUCUAGUGACAGCGCAACUUUUUGCUGUCAUGCCGGUUUGCGGGAUUACGGCCAAGCAUCCGAAAGCAUUGCAUUUUUCUUGGACCAGUAAACGAGCCAUCUACACGUAUGCGGUUUGUUUAGGGACGAUCUUUUUUGUUGCGACCGCCAUCGUGCGAUUCUUCAUGAAGAGUUUCAACUUCACACGAAUGACCGUUGUUUUCUUCUAUACCUACAAUCUGUACGGUUUGUUCUGUUUCAUACGGGUUGCCCAGAAGUGGCCCGCGCUGAUGUGUAAAUGGUACCAGGCCGAACAACAGCUACCGCAGAGCAGCAACAUCCUGGAACGGGGAGCUUUAGCCAAGAAGAUUCAGCUUCUGUCGAUGGGCGUCCUCACCAUGUCUUUGAGCGAACAUCUGCUCUCGAUUAUUGCGGCUGUUUACUACACACCGAAUUGUCCGGAGAUUCCGGAUCCAUUGGAUAAGUUUUUCAAAACAAAUUUUAUUUUCAUAUUUCACUAUUUUAGUUACAAUAAAAUUUCCGGUUUCAUGGUUAAGUUCAUCAACGCUAUUAGUACCUUUGUAUGGAGUUAUAUCGAUCUAUUCGUAGUGAUCAUCAGCAUCGGGCUGUCGCACACUUUCCAAAGAAUCAACGAAUAUUUAAUGAAACACAAACGAGAGAAAAUGACGGAGCAAUUCUGGGCUGAACAACGUCAAAACUAUCGCAACAUUUGCGAGCUGGUGCAACACGUAGACGACACAAUUUCCGUCAUUACUAUGCUUUCGAUCUCUAACAACUUGUUCUACAUCUGCGUGUCUAUUUUGAAUAGUAUGAAUUCUCAUCCAUCAGUAGCUCACACGUUAUAUUUCUGGCUAGGAUUGGCCUUUCUUAUCAGCCGCACCCUAGCGGUCACAAUGUACUCCGCUCAGGUUAACGACGAAUCAAAACGGCCGAUCGAAGUACUGCGAACGAUUCCCCGUGAUGGAUGGUGCCUGGAGGCGAAACGUUUCACCGAAGAAGUAGUAAACGAUACGGUUGCGCUGACCGGAAUGAAAUUCUUCAACAUGACCCGGAAGCUGAUACUGAAAGUUACCGGCUCGAUCAUCACCUACGAACUGGUGCUGAUUCAGUUCCAUCAAGAGGAACAAGCGGAGGUCGAUUUGUGCAGAAUGAGACGAACAUAGAUAGGCAAGUUUAAGUACAAGGAUUUUGAUCACCAUUUUUCUCCUCUGCGUCGUUCACCUGUAGCAGGACCAACUCAUAGGUGACUAUCGUGCCAGCGAUCUACGAUUGGGAAGAAACAUUAUCUGUCUGUAGCGAAAAUGUAGCUUUAGUAGUAAAACUCACCUUCAAAAUCAACUGCCGAGUGAGAUGGAAAAAUCCAAACCCGGAGAGUGCGACUUUGUCAUUCAGCACUUGCUCAUGGAAGCGUUGAACCUACAAAACAGAUCUUAUAAAUAUAUUUUGUUGUAAGGAGAGGUUUGAAGGUGUGAGAUUAUUAU
Molecule: messenger RNA, 1896 nt
Organism: Wyeomyia smithii (pitcher-plant mosquito)
Lineage: Eukaryota; Metazoa; Arthropoda; Insecta; Diptera; Culicidae
Product: gustatory receptor for sugar taste 64f-like
Exons: 5
Coding region: 88-1578 (496 amino acids)
Biological process (GO): detection of chemical stimulus involved in sensory perception of taste; sensory perception of sweet taste
Cellular component (GO): membrane
Molecular function (GO): sweet taste receptor activity
Source: RefSeq, a predicted model, not a curated record